Vigna umbellata (rice bean) is the source of this 837-nucleotide messenger RNA. RefSeq names its product AP-4 complex subunit sigma-like. NCBI's taxonomy places the organism in Eukaryota, Viridiplantae, Streptophyta, Magnoliopsida, Fabales, Fabaceae. Gene Ontology annotation, biological process: protein transport. The record is from RefSeq and is a predicted model, not a curated record.
AAAAAUCGACAAAAAUAAAAUUACUUUGUGGAUUAAAUUUCUCCAAUAGAUUAAUAUUUCGUGAGAAGAAAAAAGAGAAAGAUUAAUGCAUUAGGUGAGUGUGUUUGUCAAAAACCGUUGGAAUGGGUAUCAGAUUCGUGUUAAUGGUGAACAAGCAAGGACAGACUCGCCUUGCACAGUAUUAUGAGUAUCUCACUCUGGAAGAAAGGCGAACCCUGGAAGGCGAAAUUGUUCGGAAAUGCCUCGCCCGUAGUGAUUACCAGUGUUCAUUUGUUGAGCAUCGCAACUAUAAAAUUGUGUAUAGACGCUAUGCAUCCUUGUUUUUCCUGGUUGGAGUCGAUAAUGCCGAGAACGAGCUUGCAAUUUUGGAGUUUAUACAUCUUUUGGUCGAAACAAUGGAUCGACACUUUGGCAAUGUGUGUGAACUAGAUAUCAUGUUUCAUUUAGAGAAGGUUCAUUUUAUGUUGGAGGAAAUGGUCAUGAAUGGUUGCAUUGUGGAGACAAACAAAGCAAGUAUCCUGACUCCAAUUCAACUUGUGGAUAAAAAUUCAUAAGAGAAACAAAAGAAGCACUCCUGGUAAUUUUUAUAUUAAUAUUGGUUCUUUUGCAAUUAUUUUAAGCGUACAAUAAAGUGAAUUACAAUAGUUAAUCUCCAAAUUUCUUUAUCUAUAAAAACAACAAUUUUUUUUUUUCAUGUUGGUUUUCUCCCUCCUUGAUUGUAAUGAAUUGACUGUUGAUCAUGUUCUCAAAGGGUCAAAAACACUUGAAUGGUACUUAAUGUAAUCAAUACUCUGAAUUCAGAAGUUGCUUACUUGCUAACCGAAAGUCGGAUGGAAU